Molecule: messenger RNA, 1759 nt
Organism: Petromyzon marinus (sea lamprey)
Lineage: Eukaryota; Metazoa; Chordata; Hyperoartia; Petromyzontiformes; Petromyzontidae
Gene: DCTD
Product: dCMP deaminase
Cellular component (GO): cytoplasm
Molecular function (GO): dCMP deaminase activity; zinc ion binding
Source: RefSeq, a predicted model, not a curated record
GAAAUGGCGUUGGAUUUUGGCGGGAAACCUCCGCCCCCGUCCUCCAUUGUUCGUCGCUUUUCCCGCGUUAAUCGCGGCUUAACUCUCAACGUUCGCUUUAAAACACGCCGACGAUCGUCGUUUCUCCCCUCAAGUUAGUAGAAGAAGUUGCUCUAGCCGUUGUAGUUGCAGGAGUUGUUGUUGAUUGUUGAACUGCGAUUGGCGAUGGACAAAGUGGAGCCGGGACGAGAUGACUGCGGGAGUUCUCUGAAGAAGAGGGAAGGGUACCUGGAGUGGCCUGAGUACUUCAUGGCAGUCGCCUUCCUAUCAGCACAACGCAGCAAGGACCCCCACUCCCAGGUGGGAGCGUGCAUUGUAAGUCCAGAAAACAAGAUUGUUGGCAUCGGCUAUAACGGGAUGCCCAAUGGCUGUAGCGACGACUGCCUGCCCUGGGUUCGCACUGCACCUGACUGGAUCGACACCAAGUACCCAUACGUCUGCCACGCGGAGCUCAACGCCAUCUUGAACAAGAACAGUUCAGACGUGCGAGGCUGCAUUAUAUAUGUGGCGCUCUUCCCCUGCAACGAGUGCGCCAAGCUCAUCAUCCAGAGUGGUAUCCGUGAGGUCGUGUACCUAUCGGACAAGUACCACGACCGUCCAGAGAUGAAGGCAUCACGCACGCUGCUCAGCAUGGCUGGGGUUAAUUACAAGCAGCUGUCUCCCAAGAUGAAGAAAAUCGAGAUUGACUUUGACGUGAUCAACUCCCCUGGGGGGAUUAACAUCUCGUAGCAACGGUCACCCCCAUCAUUUGUAGCGAGCAAGGCGAGAGUGGCAUCCACUGUUCCUGUGCAUGCAGCCGUGUAUGUGCGAGUUUAGAUUUGAGCACCUUAUGUAGAUGUGGUGCUGCUGUAAACGCCAGCAUUGGGGUGGGGGACAAAGAUGGACAUGUGUGGUGCUGGCCUUACUGCUGCCAUGCAUGCACUGUCCCGGCCUCAACUGGCGCCUGCAAUAUGCUGUGUAAUCAGAUGUAGUGACAAGGGCUUGCUUUAGUGGCAGUCUUGUUUUUUAAGCUGCACAUUUAUUUAUUUUUGUGGUAGAGUCAAGGUCUCUAUUUGCUGCUUCUGGGAUAUUAAGACUUUUAACAUGCUGUUUUAGGGAUAAACAUGUCAUUUGUGUAGAAAUGCUUCACCGAGUCAUAAUACAUUUUCAGGGGGUUCUCCAUGGAGAUGUUUUGGCAUUUUUUGGGUGGGGGCAAACGCAUGCGAGAUAAAUUCCUACGCCUGAGGAGGUAACUCCUAAUUCUGUAUAUGCAGUUAACCUACUUGUUUUACCGUUUUCUGCUCGGUGAGAUGUCACUUUGAAUUCACGAACCUUUGCUUCCAACUUGUUUGCAACUCCGUGCACUGUUGUAGCUGACGUGAGUCUGAGGUGCGUUAAAAUAAGCCACUGUAUACCUUAGGGGUGGGGAACAUUUUCUUGUACGAGGCCCAAUACCUUUGGCAGGCUACACAUGAACACAAACCUGUCGCUUGUCAUUGCAAGAGGCCCGAGCAUAAUUUAUUAAGUGUUUUGUAGGUCGAAAUACUUUAGUACCCAAAAAGUAUGGCUAAUAUGCAGUGCUCUGGUAGGCCUAGUGGCCAUGUACAAUCGUCGCCCAUGCAAGUACAAUCGGGCUUAAACCUUUGCUUCGAGAUCAGGCAUAUUUCCGGUGUUUUGUUGGCAUUUAUUUAACACAAAAGUAGACAUUAAAAACGCGUGCUUUUUAAGUGAAACAAAUACA